This is a messenger RNA of Ilex paraguariensis (yerba mate), 348 nucleotides long. NCBI's taxonomy places the organism in Eukaryota, Viridiplantae, Streptophyta, Magnoliopsida, Aquifoliales, Aquifoliaceae. The record is from the annotation of a GenBank genome assembly.
AUGGAAGGGCAGAGAUCCUCUGUUGUACAACACCGUGUGUUGUUUGGAAGAUCUUUCUGGAUAGGGUGGAUACUUUCAACGGGGCCAUUGAUCGUUGGGGGGGACCAACAUGGGCUUUGUGCGGAUCCAGUUACUUUGAUGCUCUGGGUCGACAAGGGGAAGCCAUGGCCAAGGCUUGACCGUCUUGCCCAGUUGUUAUUCUCUGCACCUUAUGAUCUCUGUAGAACCGAGGGCAUUCCUGACCACCAUGAACGGCAGUUGCAACCAAUACUAGUUUUGUUCAUUACUAUUGAUUCAAUACUAAGCAUUUUGAUUCUCCAACGUGUGCUUCAUGAAGUAUGUGCCUAA